GUACACUGACCAUUCUGCCCAACGACGUCCUGGAUGGUACGAACUUGGGAAUGAAAGCCGUCGAAGCGCUUGGAAAGCCUCAGCUGCUCUUUACGCUCGCCGAAGCAGGGGACAUCCCUAGGGCCCGAGAGAAAUUCCUUACGUGGCAAGAGCAGAACAAUAUCCAGGUGCUCAACAUUAACGGACCUCGAGAAUCAUCGGUCCCAGGAAUUUAUGAGAAGAGCAAAGCACUCUUUCUGGGCAUCUUCGUCGACGCAAGGUCAGCAACCUUUGCUGCUCACUGCAAGCAUGCUGUACAGAGCUUGUGUGAAGCAUGGCUCCUCGUGGAAAAGGAGCAUACGAAGCAGGAAGAACGCGAGCGCCAGAAGCGUGAGCGCGAGGCUAGAGAAGAGGCCGAGCGAAAGGAGCGAGAGAGGCUCCGGCGCUUGGAGGAGGAAGAGCGCGAGCGGCGCGAACUCGAAGAGCAAAUGGAAGAGGAGGAGCGCCAGCGACAGGAGGCUCGUCGCGAGGCCGCUGAGCGUGCGGCGGAGGAGGCCAAGAGGCUCUGGGACAAGCCACCCGCCGAGGCUGCUCCUGUUCCAGUGGUGGUCCCGGCUCUCAUACCAUCGGUUGCCUUGCCACCUGUACCGGCACCUGUGCCGGUGGCCGUACCGGCGCCGGCACCAAAGACGCUCUCUGCCCUCAUGCAGGCCCAAGCUGCCGGAGCCAACAUCGCUGCCUCGCUUCUGGCCGCGCAGCCGGCUAUGGCACCUGGCAUACCCGGAAUGGCAAUGGCUGGAGGAGAGGAAGCAGCUGCUGGCGACAUCACGGCUCAUGUUCAAGUACCUGCUGGCCGGGUCAAAGACUUGCUCGGCGUGCAGGGAAGGAACAUCAAGGCCCUGAAAUCUCAGACCGGCGUCGUGAAAGUUGGCGUUCUGGACCGGAAUGAUCCAGCAAACGUUGAAAUUGUUGGUGCCCCAGCGGCGGUGGAGAAGUGCAAGGGGCUUGUCAACUGUAUUGUUGAGGGCGACCUCGCCGCCAUCGGCAACAUCACCGAAAUCUUG
Molecule: messenger RNA, 1043 nt
Organism: Symbiodinium necroappetens
Lineage: Eukaryota; Dinophyceae; Suessiales; Symbiodiniaceae
Source: the annotation of a GenBank genome assembly